This is a messenger RNA of Giardia duodenalis, 5115 nucleotides long. Its product is annotated as putative Phosphatidylinositol-4-phosphate 5-kinase. Lineage: Eukaryota; Fornicata; Diplomonadida; Hexamitidae. The record is from RefSeq and is a predicted model, not a curated record. The transcript has a single exon. The coding region runs from base 1 to 5115 and encodes 1704 amino acids.
AUGUUUAAAAAGGGCCGCACACGCUAUAAGGACGGUACGGUAUACGAAGGAACAUACAGGCAAGAGAAGCGUGACGGCACAGGGACGUGCCAUUAUCCCGAUGGCUCAGUCUAUGAGGGUACAUGGGCCAAUGAUGUUCGUGAGGGUAGAGGCAUCUUGACGUAUAAAGACGGGAGCUACUACGAAGGUGAAUGGAAAAGCAACCUUCGCCAUGGCAAAGGGGUUCUGGAUAUCGUGGGUGAGGCACACUAUGAGGGUGCCUUUGAAUGUGGGGAUUACCAUGGCUCUGGAACCCUUAAAACCCCUGCCUUCUACUACGUAGGUGCGUUCACUAAGGGGGUAUUUCAUGGCAGUGGCGAGCUGCAAACCGAAGAGUACACGUACAAAGGAGAGUUUUCGGAUGGACAACAGACAGGACAGGGCAGAAUAGAAUAUAAGGAUGGGACAAUUUACGUAGGAGGCUUUCUGGAUGGCCUAUAUAGCGGUGCAGGAAGGCUUCUACUUCCAGACGGAGGCAUCUAUGAGGCACAGUUCAAUUCUGGCAAGAUAGAGGACAGAGCAGCUCACUACGUGAUAAAGGGAUCCAAUAAGUACCCAUCCAGACACACCAUUAACACUAUUCUGGGGCUGCUAGAACCCGAUAGCGUGUCUGUGUUCAGUGACUACCUCCUUUGCUAUGAAGAUGGUCUCUACACGAGUGUCUGGAACGCUAGAGUGGAGCCGCUUAUGCGCUUUCUCUCUUCAUGUAUCUCUCCUCGAUUAAUAGUAAGCUAUACAGGGUCUAUUAAGGCCGGGGUAUUGGACGGUAGCUGUGAGGUGGAGUACGAUAACCAGUUCACCUUUUCGGGAGAUUAUGUAGCUGGGAUCCCAUCUACUGGGACCGUUGCUUUCAGCUAUACAGGGGACCUAGCUAUUUUGGAAUCAAGUGAAGUCGACCUAAUUCAGUACUUCAAACUUGCGAUCACAUUUUCCAAAUAUUCAAGCAAUGUGUUCCAUGGCGCAUGUAGUAUCUCUAUUGAGUUUAAGGAUAGGGCCAAUAACGCGCUUACAUAUAAGUCUAAGUUUACACUGGAUACUAUGUGCCAGCGACAGGGAGACCUUGACAUAAUCUGCAAUAACCUCUAUUUUAGUGGUACUGCACAGGAUGAUCAGAUAACGGGGGAGGGCACCCUUUCGAUGGGCUUCAAUCCGGCGCUCCGUCCUCAACAUAGCUCUGUCUGUCAAUCUUCAACAGUGGAGGCUUCCGUGAUAGAAUCAUUCCUUCAAACAACAGGUGUUUCUCGCCUUGGAAGAUCUACACUCCCGGGAAAAGGAUUGGCGGUAGUUUACAAGGGGACCUUUGUUCGUGGCCUCCGAUCAGGACGGGGGACACAACAGGCUGGAAAUCUGUAUCAUUUCGUUGGAAAAUUUGAGGAUGAUACGUUCUUAUCUGGCGUCCUCACGGAUUACAUGUGUUUAGACAAAGUAACCAAUGAACACAUAGCCCGCAGAACCAUUGGUUCUUUCAAGCACAAUGUGCCACAAUGCCCUGUCCUAGUUGAGGUGGAUACGUUUCGCUAUCGUGUGUAUUGCAGUGCACCGAAUGCCUUCCCAUCGCUAGUGACGAGUGCGAUGCGGAAGCUCUGCCUUAAGACAUCCCUUUCUGUUUCCAGAGCUGCCAGAGAUACGGUUGAUGAUCCGUCAGACCUCAUGACUGUUAGUCAGCUUCAGCCAAUCAAAAGGGCCAAUCCUUCUAGGUUUUCACCCUCCUAUUUCGUAUCUUUCUUCAACGCUUCGGCAGAUAAUCUUGAAACUGUCGUGGCCAAGAUCUUAGCCGGAGAGGACCUCAAUAGCGAGCAAGCUGUUUUGACAGAUGUGCAAACGUGUAACUUGAAGUCGGUUACCCUAGAUCCUAGCAACUUGACUAGCCUCGUUCCACAGUUCUACGCUGGAACACUGGAGGAUAUGCGCCUGACAGGGACUGGAGCUAUGUUCUAUCAAUUUCCUGACACCAGGCUUGCUGUUUUAGCAACCGGGUCUUUCGCAGAUGGCUACUUAGAUGGAUCGCUUGAGCUAUCCGUUCUUACUCAGGAUAAAGUGGAAUCAGAGUAUGCUACGCUUUCUCAGGCAGAAGCUCCUUAUUUAGUAUGCACUGCAACAAUUACUGGGACCUACAAUAGUUCCAUACUAGACGGAGAGGCCACCAUGGACAUCUCUGUUCACUCGUCUGACACAGGAUCUUCGCAGUUACGUCUCCUCUACUCGGGGACGUACCGUAACGGCAGACGCAGGGGACAAGGAGAGUUUGCUCUGAAAUGCAAUGACAAGCUCUUAGUAGAAUACUCCGGCCAAUUUGACGCCGAUCUUCCCUUGCUAGAAGGCAAAGUAACUGCUCCAGGUCUAGGGGUUGUUUCAGGAGUUGUGACCUCGCCUCAGAAGCCAGACCUGUACAAGCUAUGUAACUACUUCAAUCUCUCUAGGUACUACAGGCUUUUAGAACUACUAGGCUCUAAACAGCUCUUGUCUUGUGUAUGCUCUUUUCAAGGGGAAGUAGAGAUAGCUUUGGAGGCCUCAUUUGUGGAAGAAAACUUUUUCCAAGCACUAGGGAUUGAUUACGAGGAACCAGUUCUAGCGAACUACAAAGGAUAUAUUAGUCCUGAAUUAACGCUCUGUGGAAAAAGCAUUGUUAUAUCAUCGGAACUUUUCAAUUACCAGGGGCCAAUCAGUGAUAAUGUCCUUUCGGGUCACGGAGUUCUGUCUCUUUAUAAAAGAGAUCACAAUGGCCGACCAACACUGCAGGAGCGGUACGAGGGGAUUUUUGUGCAGUCUCGCCGUGAUGGCCCAGAAUCCCGCCAAGAACUUCCCAGUGAAGGAGAAGAAUAUGUGGGAGCAUUUUACAAUAAUGUUAGACAUGGCCCCGGGCGGUUGCUGUUGACCACGACGGGAGACAUCUACGAAGGGAAUUUCGUUGAAGGGCGUCUGGAGGGUGCAGGCAAGAUCACCUAUGGAAACAAUGGUAGGAUGGGUGAUGCUAGCUAUGUAGGAGAAUUUGCAAAUGGGCUUCCCCAUGGAGAUGGAACACUCUCAUUCGGUGAUGGCUCAUGGUACAAGGGUCAGUUUAUCGCAGGAAAGCAAACGGGUGUGGGCACAUAUUAUAGCAGCGCAGAAGACACUCUAACAGAAGGUGAGUUUGAGGAUGGAAAGGCACAAGAGCACUGCACGGUGAUAUUUAAAUAUUCAGACCCGCAAAACAGGCGGGUAGUUAAAGGGAUACAGCAAGCUCAGGCUGGUGCAUGUACAGUAUACACUGUUUCAGAUAAUACCUACCAUUAUAGAGGCCCUUUAAAGGACGGCCUCUUCCACGGAGAAGGCCUCCUAGAAUAUUCUAAUGGAAUCAGCUACAAAGGGAGAUUUUCUAGAGGGAAGUUUUCUGGGCUUGGGAAGCUGACAAACCCUAUGUAUAACUAUGUGCUGACAGCUAGCUUUUAUGAGGGAGACAUCUCCCACGGGGGGUACAAUCUUUUGAUCUACGCUCAUAGCGAGACAAGGCCUUAUGGCCCACACAGUCACAUAAGAACAUACGCCGGCCCAAUGAGGUUUGCAUCCUCGAAAGAUCAUGGUCCAGAGAGUGCGGAGCCUAGCUAUUGUCUGACUCUUGGGUGUAGUGAGGAUCCCUAUGAGUUUACACUUACAUCGUCUAACAUUGCAGUCGUGCAUUAUGUCAACGGAGACAUAUAUCGUGGAGGCUUCUACGCAGAUAGACGACACGGGGCCGGGAAGGCAUUUUCAGCAGGAUCCGGGUUGCUAGUCAUUGGGGCUUUCAGGAACGACAACCUGUGCGGUGAUCAGACUAUUCUGAGUUCCCAGGGAGAGAUUGAAACAGGAAGAUACGUCAAAGGAGUCCCAUCCGGAAAGCUUGUCAAAUUCAUCAACGGCACAUCUAACCGGUUUCGGGUGUUAGAGCGACGCGACAAGGACGGUAAAAGUGAUGAUGGUGUGCUAGAAAAAACCAUACAACCUCUCCAGCCAAUAAUAAUGGAAAACACAUAUGAGAAUGGUAACGAGAAAGAUACUGUGGAGAUUGUGUUCAAAAGCUCCGAUAUUAGAUAUAUAGGAGAAUAUGUCUACGGAGUGUUCUAUGGAGCCGGAAAGGCGUUUCUUUCAUCAACUACCACGUUUCUUACAAUCCAUUGGCAGCUUAAGAGAUUACCAGAGCAGUUUAAGAAGCACUACUCUACGCUGUGCUCUGCCAGGAUAGAGCUGCUCAACAAAGGACACACAGACCCGUCCGAGAACUUAUGUGCUCAAUACAAUUUGGCCCUAGACGAGGUAGACGCCGAUGCUUCUGCCCUGACAAACCCCAGCAUAACCCCUUCUGCCCACAAGUGCAGGAUGGUAUAUCCAAACUCAGACUACUAUGAGGGCGACGUACUUGAUUGCAUGAGGCAUGGGAGUGGUGCAUUCUACCUGUCUACUGGAGCGCUAAAGUACAAAGGCGAGUAUAAAGAGGAUAAGCGCUGUGGAAGUGGCACUCUAAUAUACAAAGAAGAGAAGAUUUAUGUAGGUGAGUUUCUUAACGACCUUCGGCAUGGACACGGCACGAUGAAUUAUCCUAACGGCAGUACAUACACUGGACCGUACAAGGAAGAUCUUCGUAGCGGACUCGGUAAAAUGACCUUUCCAGAUGGCAGUGUCUACGAGGGAAUGUGGAGAGAAAACGAAAUGUGGGGUGCAGGAACUUUGGUCUACAGAGACGGCGACAGAUAUGAGGGGGAGUUUGCUAACAACAUGAAGCACGGCCAGGGCAUCAUGCGCCUUAUCAACGGAGAUGUCCUGGAGGGAACGUUCGCCCAUGACGUUAUGGAAGGAAGCGACUGCAAGAUAACAUACAGUAAUGGAGACUACUACGAAGGAAACGUUGCUGCUGGGAUGCCGCACGGUGAAGGAGUGCGUCGGCAGAAGAGUGGAGACGUGUAUACAGGAGAGUUUAGCUAUGGUAAGUACCACGGAAAGGGAACUCUGAGGUAUGCAAAUGGAGAUGUUUAUGUGGGGCACUUUCUGGCAAAUAAGAUAUGCGGUAAGGGUGUCAUGACAUAUGCAAAUGGCACAGUCUUCGAAGGGGAAUGGGUAGGAUAA